This is a messenger RNA of Stylophora pistillata, 769 nucleotides long. RefSeq names its product beta-1,3-galactosyltransferase 1-like. Lineage: Eukaryota; Metazoa; Cnidaria; Anthozoa; Scleractinia; Pocilloporidae. The record is from RefSeq and is a predicted model, not a curated record.
UACGCAAUUCGACAAACUUGGCUAUCCGUCUUCAUCGCAUGUUGCACUACAUCGCUCAAACGUGCUAAAUAUGAAGGACCCUAAAAAUUCUACCAAUAACUUGCUUAUUCAGUAUUACUUCGUCCGCGGCCAUAGCGAGGAACAGGAGGUUGAAACUGUGGUGGAGAGUGAAAACAUGAUUCAUGGGGAUAUUCUAAGACUGAACUACACAGAAUCCUACUCUUUGUUAGUACAAGACACUCUGGAUUCGCUAAGAUUUGCUUCAACAUUAAACGCCAAGUUUGUGGUCAAAAUAGACGAUGAUGUGUACUUAGAUGUCUGCAGGAUGGUUUGGCGAUUGCAAACUACUUCUUUACCCGAUAUGUUGUACGGAGGAACUCUGCUUUAUAAUUCACCUGCUGACGGGAUCCAAGGCACAAGUAUUAUCAGUCACGAGGAUUUCAAUGACACGACAUAUCCUGUUUACUGCAAUAAUCCAUUCUACAUCAUGUCUAAAAAAGUUGUUCUUGAGUUUCUCAACGCGUCUAAAAUCAUUCGCUCAUUUAAAAUGGAAGAUGCGUAUUUAGGAGUAUUGGCUAAAUAUUUGGGUAUCAUUCCUACCCAGCUAGAUGGAGAAGGAACUUUGAUAAGACUAUGGCUUCUGCAAUUGGAGAUAAUUUGGGAUGAUGCGACGUUUAAUGAAACUUUUGAAGUAGGGGAUAGUUUAUCACCUGAAAGGCUGUUUGCUAUUAACGAAAGAUAUCUGAAACUUGAAACCGGUUUUAAUUAA